This is a messenger RNA of Nycticebus coucang (slow loris), 4564 nucleotides long. It is a transcript of the gene UBE2H, whose product is annotated as ubiquitin conjugating enzyme E2 H. Gene Ontology annotation, biological process: ubiquitin-dependent protein catabolic process; protein polyubiquitination. The record is from RefSeq and is a predicted model, not a curated record. The coding region runs from base 15 to 566 and encodes 183 amino acids. Gene Ontology annotation, cellular component: nucleus. The transcript has 7 exons. Lineage: Eukaryota; Metazoa; Chordata; Mammalia; Primates; Lorisidae. Gene Ontology annotation, molecular function: ubiquitin conjugating enzyme activity.
GCGGCGGCGACACCAUGUCAUCUCCCAGUCCGGGCAAGAGGCGGAUGGACACGGACGUGGUCAAGCUCAUUGAGAGUAAGCAUGAGGUUACGAUCCUGGGAGGACUCAAUGAAUUUGUAGUCAAGUUCUAUGGACCACAAGGAACACCAUAUGAAGGCGGAGUAUGGAAAGUUAGAGUGGAUCUUCCUGAUAAAUACCCUUUCAAAUCUCCUUCUAUAGGAUUCAUGAAUAAAAUUUUCCAUCCCAACAUUGAUGAAGCGUCAGGAACUGUGUGUCUAGAUGUAAUUAAUCAAACUUGGACAGCUCUCUAUGAUCUUACCAAUAUAUUUGAAUCCUUCCUGCCCCAGUUGUUGGCCUAUCCUAACCCCAUAGAUCCUCUCAAUGGUGAUGCUGCAGCCAUGUACCUCCACCGACCAGAAGAAUACAAGCAGAAAAUUAAAGAGUACAUCCAGAAAUACGCAACGGAGGAGGCGCUGAAAGAGCAGGAAGAGGGCACUGGUGACAGCUCGUCGGAGAGUUCUAUGUCUGACUUUUCGGAAGAUGAGGCGCAGGAUAUGGAGUUGUAGUAGAAAAAGCACCUGCUUUUCAGAAAGACUAUUAUUUCCUAACCAUGAGAAGCAGACUAUAAUAUUCAUAUUUAAACAAAGCAAUUUUUUUUAUUACUAAACAAGGUUUUUAUGAAUAAUAGCAUUGAUAUAUAUAUAUUAUAUAUCAUCCUUUAGAUCUUGAUUUCUUGGUCAUUUCUCAACCUGAGGUGCAUAGCAUAUUCCCACAUUCCACUUUGGUAGCAAUAUGCGGUCCGAAUGCAUGCAUUCAUAAGUCCACUUGGCCAAGUCAGCCUGCGUGCUCUACUGAACUGUCAAAAGAAAUAGUCGCUCUGAUAGGUAGAUAUGAGUAAAAAUAACAGGAAAAAGUUGCUUCUUGUACUGAUGGUUCCAAAGAAACAAACUAAACCAACCAGCUCUUGGAUGUGAAGAUAGGAUAGUGCUUUUUCAGAAUGGAAGUGAGAAAACAGGAGGAAGAGGCCUGCUGUGGGAGCAUUUAGAGCCAGCCACGUAGGAAUCAGCUGCUCCUUCCUGAAUCCUAGGUGGCCUUGUUUCUGUGGAGUGACAGUAUGAAACAGCUCAUUGGCGUAUUGAAACUUAAAGCAAUCUUUUUGACUCGGAUUUUAAGUACAUUUUUAUGUCAAUUCCUGCCCUUCAUAUUACCAGGCCCUGUAGCUACAAAUAUUCUGCUUUGGAGAACCUUUGGGAAGUGUUUUCUAAACCCAGUUCUUAUUCCUGGGGUAGAGCUUGUAAUUGAGACCUUUUUUGUGAGGAUAGGACAGGAGGAGAAAGUAACUAGGAUAGUGCUUCCUCUUACCCAAAACACAGCAGAGUCACAUCCUAAUCCUGGACUAAGAGCUUUAAAUGUGAGGGCUGUGUUUUGGGGAGUUUGUGGUUGUUUUCCCCCUUUGAGGGUGUGUGUGUGUGUAUGAAUUGUGCUUAGACAGGCUGCAGAUUUCAUCUUCACCUACCAAGAGAUGGCCUCUUCCUCGGACAAGCCGCUCAGCGGACCAUGAGACUUGGGAAGAAGGACCCGUCUGGGGGCUGUGAAGCCCUGGGUACUUGCAUUCAUGUUUUAGUUCUGGUUUCCCUUUUUCUGCUGCUCUUGGCAGCAGUCUGGUCAUUAUCUGCUUGUGGGAGUGGGAAAUGGGUAUUUUAGAACCAACGUAUAUUCUGAAUUUAAAAUGAAUAAUAAUUGAAACAAAUAAAGGUUCUUGUACCCAGAGUGACUACAUAGGAAAAACAAACACAGCUUUUUUCAGAGAGUGACUAGGAAGAAGGGUUUCAGAAAUAUGAUGUAGUAGAACAGGUCCUGAGGGAAGAAAAUACCCUCUACCAUGUACUUUCAGAGGAAAUUGAUUUAAAAGGCCAGCUCAUCAGAUGUUGCCUGAGUUUGUUUCAAACCUGAGUGUUGCUUGCUGAAUUUGGAGGAGAGUUGGGAGAAGUUUUAGACAGCAGCUCUGUAUUCUAUUUUCACCACAACCGAUAGGCUAUAUAAUAGCAGAAUUAGCCAGUCCUAAAACCUUCUAAAGACAAUUUUGAACAUCCCACUGGGAUAAUUUUUCUUUUUGAUGUGUUUUUAGUUCAGAAGGGCUAUAUUCCACAAGGUCAAUGAGGUUGGAAGAUACCCCUAUCUUUUUUAUUCAAAAAGCACAAUCAAUCUUUUCUUUGAAAAUCUAUAUAAAGUACAACUUGCUUUUAGCAUGAUUAUUUUCCUAAAUAAAAAGACAAAGAAUUUACUUACGUUAGUUAUGGGCAUGAAGCAAAAGGUUUUCUUUAAAAAAAAAAAGUGCAGUUAUGUAGGGCUGUGGUUAGUUACCCAUACUGAGUUAUCUGUCUAGCAUCCAUGGCUCGUUGGAAGGGUAGUAUUAACUAUUUAACAUGUGAUGGUUGUACUUUCACUCUUACCUAGCACGCUCUCUUAUCAUUGCUUUGGGGGAGGGAGGGUCUCUGCUGGCACUGUCUAACUGCUUACCUGCUGACUUCGCAGUGUGCUUGUGCUAUAACCUUUAUUGUAGGUGCUAUUUAGGGUAGGCUUAAAGUGCUGGGUGGUGACUUGAGUUCAAACAAUAAAAAAUUGUAUUUUUUCAAUAUUGUAUAAAAAAUAGUGUUCUAAUUACCUUUCAAGAAAAUAAUGUCCAAAUAAGAAUUCCUUUUGAUCUUGUCAAAAACCCAAAUAGACCCCAUUUCAGAAAAAGUUUGUGAGCAGUGCCACAGCUCUGCCCCUCACGUAGUCCCACAUUUUUCUAGUACAAGACAUGUGCUCACCUCUGAUCAGAGCUCCAGCACCAGAGAGCGGAGGGUGCAGAAUUCUCAAAUGAAGACUUGCCAGGGAAGGUUGCAGGAGUUGAGCAGACCUGAGUGGCUGCAGAGAGUGAGCGAGUCUGUGUCCAUUCAAGUCUGUGCAGGGGAGGGUGAUUAGGCAUCUCAGCAGUGGAAGCUCCUGUAGUCACUGCCCAAAUCCCAUUGCACCUUCUUCUGUGUAAGUGUGUCUGUUCUGGGCACUAACCUUGGUCCCGUGCAUAUUCGGCUUUGGGACUUUUCCUCUUUGCUGGGAAAUUGACUUUUGAUAGGUUGAACAGAAUCCUUUAACACUUUUUGUCCCUUCUCUGCACCUAGGAGAGGUGGGAGUAGGAGACCAAAGAUAGGUACAGAAGGGUCAGAGAGAAGGCCUGGCAGUGAUAGAUGGUAAAAUUAAGUCUGGAGCAGGGCGUGUUUUGACACCAAAAGCCUUUCCGAGUUGUCUGAGCUUCUCACUUCUUAACACUCAGAAAAACGUCCAGCGUCCUGGGCAAAGGCUUUAGAAGUGGGUAGUGGCGGAGGCAGUGUCAGCAGCAGUAGAUCAGAGCUGCUCUGGCAGAUUCCCUUCCCUUUCCUUUUUAGUAUCUAGGUUUUGAGCCCUACCUUGUGAUUUACCAGCACAAGCCAUUCUUUGCCCCUGUUUCAAUGACAGCUCAAGCUCUUGCCAAACACCAACAAGCAGCAUGGCUGUACCACAGCAGCACUGAAUCUGCUGCUCUCCAGAAACCCCAGCACUAGGGCCUUGUGGGUCAAGGUUCAGUUGUAACCAACCUAGACACUGGCAUUUUGGCUUUCUUGUCUUCAAUCUCAUUGCCCUCCUUGAGGUUACUGUGCAGUUUCAACCAGCAUUUUAUACUUGUCAGAUAAUUAUCAGAAGUUGCCAUAUGAUCUUUCCAGUACCUAAUAUUUUUUGUCUUCUCCAAAAGCUGUUCUGAUUGCCAACUGGCUGAUCUAAGCUCCUGAGGAGCUGAAGUCCUGGAUGGCCUUGGCCUGACCUUUAUAGUAGUCCUCCUAUUGUGGUGGCUGAGAAUCAUGACAGACAGGUCCUCUGCUAGCUUCUGUGGGCCAAGUUUCUGGAAACUAGUGUUUGAUUUUUAAAUGGCAUGUGGCCCUUCUAUGAUUUAGUGACUCAGAAAAGCGAAAGCCAUUUACAAAAGUUAGCAAGAAUUUUGUUUCAUCAACUUCCUAACUGGGUUCACAGCCUUACUGAAUGAAAUCAGUUUUGAUUGGGCACAAAGAACUGCAUUUCUAUGGACUUCUGAAUCCAUGUUUAUAUUUUCUGUGGCCACUGAACACCUUGGCAAUUUUCCAUUAGGGACUGGAGGGAGUGGAUGCCCUUUGGGAAGGGGAGUUAACAGCCCUCAGGUGUGCAGAGUCUCCAGUCACCUGAGGAAGGGCCAGGGCUCCUAAUCUAGCAAAUACUUGUCUUGGCUGCAGGCUUGGGAAGAAAUGGCCAUUAUUUACUGAUUGUAUUUGGUACAUAUUGUGUGAUACUUGAAGAGAUAAAAAGGGACUUACCAGCCCUUAAUUGAAAUCUAAGCUUUUUAUCGCUUAUUUUUUCCUCACCCUAUCUCCUCCUUCCCACAUUUUUCCUUGCAUUGUGAUGAUCUAGUGGGCACGUCUGUCAACAGGACAAAUGCCUCCUCUGACUAUAACCUCUUAAUAGUUGUGUAUAAUGAAACUGUAAACUUUUUUAAAUAAAAUGUGUAUAUACCUUG